Messenger RNA from Serendipita indica DSM 11827, 1995 nucleotides. Lineage: Eukaryota; Fungi; Basidiomycota; Agaricomycetes; Sebacinales; Serendipitaceae. The record is from the annotation of a GenBank genome assembly.
AUGCUACGAAAUCAGUUGCAAGUUCGAAUACCGUCCUCACCCUUGACAAAAGUCGUCGUCGCACGACAAGUUUCGCUCAAAUCCGUCCAACGUCAUUGGCUACACACGACCCGUCCAUCCCAAAACAACCAAGAAGACGAUGGGCGGCCGAGAUUUGUCGCACGCGAAGUAGAGCGAGCAGAAGAUGAUGUGGAUGUGUGCAUUGUCGGUGCCGGUCCCGCUGGACUGAGCGCGGCAAUUCGACUCAAGCAACUUGAGCAAGAACGAAAUGCAUCUGGACAAGGAGAUGGGGAAGAGUUGAGGGUUGUCGUUUUGGAAAAGGGAAGCGAAGUCGGCGCACAUACGCUAUCAGGAGCAGUAAUUGAGCCUCGUGCGUUGAACGAAUUGUUACCGGAAUGGAAAUCUAUGGACGGACAUCCGCUCACUCAGCCAGCGACCUCGUCGAAAAUGCGCUGGUUGACGUCGUCAUCCUCUUUCCCUAUGCCUCAUCCACCUCAAAUGUCCAACAAGGGCAAUUACAUCCUCUCGCUUUCACAGUUUACCAAAUGGCUCGGGAGCGUAGCCGAGGAGAUGGGUGUCGAGAUUUACCCUGGAUUUGCUGGAGCCUCGCUUGUGUUGGAUCCAAAUUCCGGGAGUGAUGGAAAAGGCGUCGUGCGCGGUGUGCGGACGAAUGAAGUUGGCUUGGAUCGCGCAGGGAGGAUGAAGGACACGUUUGAGCCUGGGAUGCAGUUCAAUGCCAAGGUUACUCUGCUCGCAGAGGGUGCGCAUGGGAGUUUGACGAAGCAGACGGUCCGGCAUUACGACCUGCGUAACUCUAUUGGCGCGGAUGCGCAGACGUACGGUAUGGGUGUCAAAGAAGUUUGGCGUGUCAAACCCGAAAAUUAUCGUCCAGGCGAGGUCAUACAUACCAUGGGCUGGCCGCUCGAUUGGAAGACGUAUGGAGGUGGAUGGGUGUAUCACAUGGCCGAUGGACUGGUAUCCUUGGGCUUGGUGAUCGGAUUGGACUAUGCCAAUCCUUACUUAAGUCCCUAUCGCGAACUCCAGCGAAUGAAACAUCACCCGUAUUUCCGCAACUUGUUGGAAGGUGGUGAACGACUGGCGUACGGUGGACGUGUGAUCAACGAGGGUGGCGUACAGAGUGUACCAAAGCUCUUCUUCCCUGGUGGUGCGUUGAUUGGAUGCAGCGCCGGUCUCGUCAACGUGGCAAAGAUUAAGGGAACGCACAACGCGAUGAAGAGCGGCAUGUUGGCUGCCGAGACGGCCUAUCAGCAAGUUAUCAAGCUCAAGAGUGAAGACAGUGCCGAAGCAGUGGCGGAUAUGUCGCCUUACGAGACGGCAUUGAAGGAGAGUUGGGUAUGGAAGGAUCUCCAGGAGGUUCGCAAUCUCCGUCCAAGCUUCAAUACGGGACUUGGAAUCUGGGGAGGCAUGGCAUACUCUGGUAUUGACUCGCUGUUCCUGAAAGGACGCGUGCCGUGGACAUUUAGACACAAAGGCACGGAUGCCAGUCAUACGGGAAAGGCAAAGAACUUUAAACCCAUAGAAUAUCCAGCACCGCAAGCACCGUUGUCAACUGAUAUCCUGACAUCUGUCUCGCUCACUUCAACCAACCAUGCCGAAGAUCAACCCGUACACUUGCAACUACCGCACACCAGCCCAUACGGUAUCUCACCAGCCGCCGCGCAGAUCCAAAGCGGACUCGAGGAGCCGACGACAGAUGGCACCGCGGAAGCUGAGCUUGCAAACGAGGCGCGGUCGGAGCAUGUCAAGAUCAACGUCGGAGAAUAUGCUGGUUUACUUGGACGUGCAUGUCCAGCUGGCGUUUACGAGUAUGUGGAUGCGGAACAGGGAGAACCUGGAAGCUGGGACGGGAAGAAGCUGGUAAUCAAUUCACAGAAUUGUAUUCAUUGCAAGCUGUGCGAUAUCAAAGUGCCCACUCAGGACAUUACCUGGACCGUGCCAGAGGGAGGAGGAGGACCCAAGUACUCCAUCACAUAA